AUGUAUAAAAUUUUUACAAUUUUUUUAUAUGUAUUUUUUUUAAUUUCAGAAAUAAGUUGCCAACAAAUAUUAUAUAUUUCUAAAAAUGGAAAUGAUAAUAUUGCAAUGUGUGGUUUUGAACAAAAUGGAGCAUGCCUUUCAGUUCAUGGAGCCAUAGAAUCAUAUCAAAAAAAUGUUGUUAGUGGUUUAAAUAUAAAUACUAAUUUAACAACAUUGCCACAACUAAUAUUAGAUAUAUCUUCAGGAACCUACCAAGAAAAUAAUACAGUUUUAAACAUUUUUGGUUACAAUUUAACCCUUCAAGCUAAUGAAACCAAUGGGCCAGUAGUUUUUCAACAAAAUCAAACAUUUUUCGAAAUUAAUCCACCGAUUAUAUGUCCAUGGACCAACCCUUCUCUUAAUAAAUAUGCCAAUUUAGCAACAUCAUCGGUCACAUUUAGCGGUAUUCAAUUUAUUUUGUAUGACAAUCAAAAUACAACAGCACCUCUUCCAUUAUUGUUGAAUAAUGUAGAGUAUUCAACAUGUUCAGAUUUUAACACCCCAAAUGUUGAAUCAUUAACACAGAUAGAAAUUUUCAAUUGUACAUUCACCGGUAAUCAAAGUACAGCAUUGAUCAAUUCAGAUUAUUAUGGUGUAAUGAGCAACGGCUAUUCUGAAAUGAUAUUUAAGUUUGGGGGUUUGGUAAAUCUUGAUAUCCAAAUAAUUUCAAGUAGCUUUGUUAAUAUCUCAGUAUCCGCCAUAGAUUCAGCUUUGAUAUCAACAAUUAACAGCCAUAGUCCAUAUAACCUUUUAAUUGAUGAUUGUUUAUUUGAAACUAUAGAUCUUUCAUACCCCUCAACUUUAAUAAACAACACAUUACCCCUUACAUUUAUUGGCACCCCAAAAAACUCAGUUACACUUUCAAAUUCUUUGUUUCACUAUUUUUCUAGUAUGUGGCCAGUUAUUUUCUUCAAUGGAAGUUCAGAUGUUCUAUUUGAUAAUAUAGAAUUUAACACAUAUUCUAUUGGCAGCUCACCUGUUUUUAAAUUUCUUGGCUAUACUAAUCUCUUCGUUGAUAGUAGCAAUUUUUCAACCAACUUUCCAAUCGGAGAGGGUUCAAGCUCUUCAUCAACAUCCAUGUUUUCACUAGACUCUGUAAUGGCAACCUUUGUAGGAACUUAUUUAAAUGUAAACAAUGGUAAUCCUUUUGAUCAACAUUUAACAAAAGAUACAUUCAACAUUAGCUCGCUUAUCUAUCAAGAAGACUCUAGCCUCGUAAUAAGAGAAUCAUUUUUAAAUACUGUAGUUUCCAAUUUUAUCACUUCAAGUGGUGGAAGUAUUUUUAUUUUUGGUACACAAUAUCAAGGUUUAGAUAUGGAUGAAUAUACUUUUUAUAAUAAUCCUCAAAUAAGCAUCAAAUGCACACCAUCUAACCCAACCGUAUUAAAUGGUCCAGGUACAAAUCCUUCCAGCUAUCAUCCAGAAUCAUGCAGUGUCCCAUCUCUCAAAAAUCAAAUUGGUUGGUAUUUCUUAGCCGCUGCUAUAGGUAUCAUCAUAGCUGUUUUUAUAAUGAUUGUUUUGUUCUUCUCAUGUAGACAUAAAUUAUCUUACAGACAAAUCAACUAA
This is a messenger RNA of Dictyostelium purpureum, 1605 nucleotides long. RefSeq lists its product as uncharacterized. The record is from RefSeq and is a predicted model, not a curated record. The transcript has a single exon. The coding region runs from base 1 to 1605 and encodes 534 amino acids. NCBI's taxonomy places the organism in Eukaryota, Evosea, Eumycetozoa, Dictyosteliales, Dictyosteliaceae.